Trichomonas vaginalis G3 is the source of this 357-nucleotide messenger RNA. Its product is annotated as zinc finger HIT domain-containing protein 3 family. The record is from RefSeq and is a predicted model, not a curated record. The transcript has a single exon. NCBI's taxonomy places the organism in Eukaryota, Parabasalia, Trichomonadida, Trichomonadidae. Bases 1 to 357 code for a protein of 118 amino acids.
AUGACAUGCGUUGAAUGUAAGAACAAUCCAUCUAAAUACAAAUGUCCGAUGUGCAAAGCUGGAUAUUGUUGCGUGAAUUGUUUUAAGAUACAUAAAACUCACUGUCCUGGUAAAAUCCAAGAAAAUCAAAAAAAUAAUCAACAAGAAGUGAAAGAAAUUCCGUCUUUUGAAGUAUUUCGAUCAAACGAAAAGAUAUUAAAAGCCUUGGGUGAUCCUCGGCUUCAGAAAAUCAUUUCUCGAAUUGAUUCUGCUGAAGAUCGCGAAGCUGAUCUAGUCAGAGAGUUAAAUAUCAAUCCAGACUUCAAAGAAUUCGUCGAUAAUCUACUAGAUACAAUGCCGGAAACAAUUCAACCAUAA